GGCCCAUUCUGGUCAAAAUAAAAUAAACCUCAUUAGCCUAUCCACUCUUUGCCUAAUUACGUUACAUCAUCAUCUCCCUUUUUUCACUCUAUAUAUUCUCUUUUUCUCACAAUCACAUAAUCAACGUGAACCAAAUGACCUCUGUUUGCAUUUCUAGCUGCUUGUCCGAUGCUACGGACCCUCUGGUCCCUGUUAGGGCAACAUACGUGAAUCUGUACAAGUGGCCAGAAUCGGAUGCUGAGUUUUUGAGGUCAAGGAGCUCAGGCCGACCGAGUAGAGUGGUGGACAGUUUCUCGUGUAGGCAGAUGUACCUGAGGAGUUAUAGGUUUUCAAGGAAAGAAAGUGUGAGGGAAAAGACAGUGAAAUGCUUUGGGAGAGUUAAAGAGAAAAUAGGGGGUGAUGGGAAGAGGAAGAAGAGCCUACGUAUUAGAAGAAGGAGGAGGUGUUUGGUUUGGAGGAAAAUCAAGAUUGUAUUGUUCAGGUUUUUCAACAGAUUGCUUUCUUGUUCUGCUACUGUACAUGUUGUAGAUCAGAGGAAUGCGUUCUUUUGAUUCAUUUGGCUGUGUUUGAGAGGAUAGGGUUUAAUUCAUUCAUUUCUUCUUUGUUUUGAGUUAUGUAUUCUUCUCUAUUUCUCAUUUAUUCAAUCUAUGGAACAGUUAAAAA
Messenger RNA from Gossypium arboreum, 663 nucleotides. RefSeq lists its product as uncharacterized. The transcript has a single exon. The record is from RefSeq and is a predicted model, not a curated record. Lineage: Eukaryota; Viridiplantae; Streptophyta; Magnoliopsida; Malvales; Malvaceae. Bases 135 to 551 code for a protein of 138 amino acids.